CACAUUUUGCGUAAAUACAGCGCUCAGUUAAGCUUAUUGAACUCUCCACUUGGCCUUGAGGACGCUUGAAGAUCUUUAAAUUAUGAGCAAACAAUAAUAAUAAAUAAUACAAACAGUAAUAAUUAAACAUGAGCGCGUCAAUCUCCUCCCAUAAAGCUGAGAUCAUCACUGCAGUGUCUGUGACGUUUGGAGCUGCAGCAGUGGGAAUCCUCAUCUACCAAACAUUUUUCAACAAAACCAAAUGUGUGAAACCUAAAGUGAACCUUGAUCUGCAAAAAGACAACCCCAAAGUGGUGCAUGCGUUUGAUAUUGAGGACCUGGCCGACAAAGCCGUGUACUGUCGGUGCUGGAGAUCCAAAAAGUUUCCAUACUGUGAUGGCGCACAUGCGAAACACAAUCAGGAAACGGGAGACAACGUUGGUCCUCUGAUCAUAAAACGCAAGGAGGCCUGAGCAAUUCCACUGUUCAUGAAAGUCCCUUCUCCGCGAUAGAGAUUAUGUGUCUUCGCUUUACAUGUGUGGUCGGGGCUGCUGGGAUUAAAAGUGUGAUUAUAUUA
Messenger RNA from Rhinichthys klamathensis goyatoka, 556 nucleotides. It is a transcript of the gene cisd1, whose product is annotated as CDGSH iron sulfur domain 1. Gene Ontology annotation, biological process: regulation of autophagy. The record is from RefSeq and is a predicted model, not a curated record. Gene Ontology annotation, molecular function: 2 iron, 2 sulfur cluster binding. The transcript is spliced from 3 exons. Bases 129 to 452 code for a protein of 107 amino acids. Gene Ontology annotation, cellular component: mitochondrial outer membrane; intracellular membrane-bounded organelle. NCBI's taxonomy places the organism in Eukaryota, Metazoa, Chordata, Actinopteri, Cypriniformes, Leuciscidae.